CAAACAUGGCAGCUGUGAGCAACGACGAAACAGCAGGCGAUCGGAAGAGAAACGUCUCUUACGUGAUCGUUAACAACAUUCCGGCAUUGUAUCGCUCGGCAGACCUCCGCAACUUCUUCACCGAGUUCAUCGAGACAUCGGGAUUUGACUGCUUCCACUUCCGUCACCGUCCGGAAGUUCAGCAAAAGAAGUCGGCGUCAACUUCGCAGUCCGAUCGACUUCGUAAGGAUGACGACAACUCCGCAACAACGCGUAAAAGUACGACUUGCUGCGUCGUGCGCGUCCUGACCGAUCGCGUUGACGAACUACUUCGCAUGUACGACAAGAAGCACUGGAUAGGACGUGACGGACAAACGCUGCCGGACCCGAUGCUUCAUCAGGAAGGUUCGAGUCCGAAACAACGAGCCGCAGACUCCUUCACAAUAUCUUACGCGAGGGGAGCAAAGGCUCUCAGAGCCGACGAAGGCGCUGUGCUGAGCGAAGCGGACUUGAAAACGCUCAUAGAGCUUCGUCCGCCUCCCGCUAUGCCAAAUGGAAACGUGGGUACGCCGACGAAAGUGUUUCUUGGACUCAUCCAAGCCUGCAAGUUCCCGCCGUACCUGAUCAAGAAGCUCGGACUCGUGUUUCCACGAUCGAGAUCGCGCCGCCUGUACGGAAGUGUGCCGCUCGACUACGGGAACACCGUACGGGGUUCGGAGCGUGGUGAAAGGAACGUGAAAAGUGGUGCCCGUACCUCGGAAACUCCUCUUGUGCGGACAGCGACGGGUUCCGUAAUAUCCAGUGCUUGCCCGACCCCACUGGAGAGCGGUGACUACGCUUUGUUGAACGCCGAGCCAGAGCACAAAAAUCAGGAAGAGAGUGACGAUGAAGAGUGCGAGGAGUGGGACCGGCACGAAGCUCUGCAUAACGACGUCACAUCCCAAGAACGGACGCGUGAACGUCUUUUCGAAGAGGAACUUGAAGUUCAGUGGGAGAAGGGCGGUUCCGGUCUGGUUUUCUAUACCGAUGCACAGUUCUGGGAUGAAGUGGAGGGCGACUUUGACGCCAAGACGUCCGACGACUGGGAUGUUGACAUGAGCAUCUACUACAACCCUGAAUCGGGAGACAAGGACGCAAGGGACUAUGUGUCUAUGCUGCGCUUCAAGAGGCUGAGGGAGACCUCUGAGGAGAUGGAUGAUGAGAACAGGCUGGCUUCUUUUGAAAAAUACACAAAGGGCUUUGGAAGCCGCAUCCUGAAGCAGCAAGGCUGGAGUGAAGGGGAAGGUGUUGGUCGUGCCAAAGAAGGUAUAGCAACACCUAUCGAUGAUGCCGGACAACAUCCGUGGGACAGGUCUGGAUUUGGUUACCGAGGGGAAAAGCUUGUACGAAUUUCCGAAAGUAAGCGAAAGCGCAACCGAGGCGAAGCGUUCAUCUCGACAGUAUACGACCGACCUCGCGAGACAGAUCCGCCGGAUCCAUUGCUGCGCUCGCACGACACCACUUAUCUGCACUUUCGCAAGUCAUUCGUGAAGGGCCACCAGUGAAGACUGAAGCUCUUCAGUGUAAAUAUCUGUGUACAUUAUGUGUGUAUAAAAGCACAGUUUUUAUCAAGCA
Rhipicephalus microplus (southern cattle tick) is the source of this 1593-nucleotide messenger RNA. Its product is annotated as G patch domain-containing protein 3-like. NCBI's taxonomy places the organism in Eukaryota, Metazoa, Arthropoda, Arachnida, Ixodida, Ixodidae. Gene Ontology annotation, biological process: negative regulation of type I interferon production; positive regulation of DNA-templated transcription; negative regulation of RIG-I signaling pathway. The record is from RefSeq and is a predicted model, not a curated record. Gene Ontology annotation, molecular function: nucleic acid binding.